UCCCCCGAAGGUCGGAGGUGGGCGAGACCCGAAGGUAUGUUGUUACACGUGUCGCGGCAUGAUUUGCCGUCGUUCUGACUUCUCCUCGUUUUUACCGUUGUGUGAACAGUGCGAAGUUACCCCCCUAUAAAAGGAGGCGGGGAGGAAAGGUCGCUUUCACGCUCUCAUUCCUUACGAACUUUCGCCCGCUUGUCGAAUUUUGGCACGCGGCGCUUUCCGAUUCGCCCCAUUCUUUGGGUUGUGAAAGCGACCUGUUCCGUCCCAUUCUUCGCGGCGGUUGUGGAAAGGGAAGGAUUGUUCUGCUAAGUCUUUGUGAGUUUUCGCUUCAACUUUUUUGCUGGGAUCUUCAAGAUUUGUUCAUUACGAUUCUGAACAUUUGGUUUGUUUAGGGAUGGCUCGGUUGAAGGUUACUGCAAGGCCCAUUGGAUCCGAGGACAUCGAGCCUUCGGAAGAGGAGAGAAGGCAGUUGUCUGAGGGAGAGGAGGAUUUGACCAGCGUGGACGCUGAUCCUUCGGAGUUGAUGGGGUCCCGGGAGAAGCCUCCUUCUACUCUCAUUUUUGGUCAGUCGCGGGCGACCCGGGAGUUGGUCGAGAGUUAUGCGCAGAAAGGGUAUUUUGGCCCCGGAGUUUGCCGUGCCCCUGGUGAUGAGAUUACACCGGACCCUCGUGAUGGAGAGUGUGUUGUGUUUCGAGACUUCUUUUCUGCCGGUCUGCGUUUUCCGCUGGACCCCGUUUUUCCGAAGCUUCUCGCCCGGUUUGGCCUUCGGAUGCACCAUCUUACCCCAAACGCCAUCGUGCAGCUGUCGAAGUUUUUCUGGGUGGUCAAAACCUUCGAUGGGCCGAUUAACGUGGAUGCUUUCUGUAGACUCUACGAGAUGCAUCCACAGACGCGGAAGGUUUCUUUUGGCGAAGAUCCACAAGUAUAUUCUGCUCCGAGUGGGUGUUGUUCGUUCCACCCAAGGAAGACCAACAAGACCCAAGGAAUCGACAGGAUAGAGCUAUCUUAUUGCCAGAAGAACAAGUGGGAAGAUGAUUGGGAGUAGUACUGGUUUUAUGCCAAGAUUGGUUUUCCUAGUGUUGAUUCUUCGGAAGGAGUCUCCUAUCCCCUUGCCUCGAAGGUUGCCGGCUACAAGGAGUGCUACUCCGCGUUUGCUUCUGUGGCGCGUGUCGUGAGCGGUCGGGAUCUGAUCGAAGAAUAUCUGGCCGCGAAGGUCUGGCCGUUGACGAGGGAUUGGUUACUAGGGGCCUUUUCGAAGGUUCGAGUUGCUGGCUUGAAAGAUAAGCUUCCUUUCCUAGAUUUUGGCUUGCGGAAACCCAAAGGUGUUUCUGACGAUAUGAUCGUCGAAGAGAUCGAGCAGGAGGCAGUUGCUAUUGCCGGUCCUUUUUUGUCGAAGGAGCGUGACUCAUUUGAAGCUAUUUGCUCCGAGAAGGUUAGGGUGAACCGGAGUUUUCUGAAGAUGGGUGUUGUGUAUGGCCCCCGCGAGGAUCCUCAUGAGAGGAAGAGGGGGGCAAAUACUUCUGCGCCCUCCGCGAGGUUAUCCGAAGGUCCGACCGCCAAGAAGGCCGAGCCCGUUGUUGCUCAGUCUGCGAGGGCUCCAAAGGUAGUCGCUGAGAGACCUUCGGGCACCUCCAGGAUCAGGCCUGCGGCGGGCGCGGUGAAAGAUUCAAGGGGGAAAGGUAUCUUUCCUUGCGGUUACUUUUUUCAUAUUGCUAGGGAGGAUUUGGGUAGCGAUGCUUUUAUGCGGGAGCUUCGCGCUACGGAGAGUAACGUUCCCUGGCGCUCGCGCACUGGUGAAAGGGUUCACAUUUAUCUUGAUCAAUUUAGUUCGUUCCGUGCAGAGCCAGACACUGUAGGUGCUGUCUUGACGGCAGUGCAAAAGGGUGUCAAAUCUUCCCUUCGGGUUGUGAAUCUUCUGGACGAGGAAAGUGACGAGGAGGCACCUUCGGUUCUCGCGAAGGUUCAGCCUAAGAGAGUUGUGGAGCACCCCCCAGCUCUUGCUUGAAGAGAAGUCAUCCCCAGAGAAGGAUGAUGACAGAGAGGGGGGAAGGAGGUUUCCACUGGAGGAUCCCAGGGUGCUGACGGGAAGGAUGAUCUCAUGGAAGCCCCGAAGGAUUCGAUUGCUUUUCAGGCCGGCAAAGAGGACAAAGCCCAAGGGACCGCGGGGGCUGACGGCCAUUUGAUUGAAGCGAAAGAUCGGUUUUUUGAACUAGGUACCUUCUCGAUCUCUAGGCGCCUUGCUUUCCAAGGGCCUGACAUUGACCCUUAUCUUCGGUACCCCCUUCAAGUAGAUGUUGCAAGCGUGAUGAAGGAGCUCGGGGAUUUGCUGGAGCUGGAACCUUCGGAGGAUGAGACUGUUGGGGUCGCGUCGAGGGACCAGCCAGCUCUCCCCGGGGACGUCGAGAAUUUUGAUGCUGAGGGUACGGCGCUCUGGCCUUGUCUUCUUUUAGGUCUUGUGUUUUGUGCAGUUUUGUCAUGUGUUUUGGCGUGUGUAGGUUUUAUGAAGGGUUUGGGAGUUUACGGGACCGGAAGUCUUGGCCGAAUCACGGCGUCAUUGUGCGCGAAGGUUUGUGCCGUGUGUUAAGUUUUCUUUGAAUGGCGGUGUUGGUUUUAAGCCUGGUUUGCUUUCAGGCUUUGCUUGCCAGCCGUGAAGUUGUGGGUAGCGCGAGGAAGGAUGAGCAUGAUUUUCUGGCUCACUCUGCUGAGAAGGCUCUCCUGUUGGAGCGGAUUAUCACUUUGGAGAAGGAAAACGAGGCCUUGGAGAACCUUCACGGUUCUUUGACGUCGGAGAAUGAGCUCCUGAAGGGGAGGGUAUCUGAACAAGAAGAGACCAUUUCGAAGAUGCAGGAGAAAAUAAGCCUAGGCGAAGGUGUUCUUGAGAAUCUUCGAAGUGUGGUAGAGAAAGAUGCUGCGAAGGUUGUUAACCUUCAAACGGAGGUUCGCCAACUCAAAGCCGAUGUCGAGAGAAAGAAUGUCAAGAUCUCAGAGCUUGAGGAGGUUGAGGAGGACCGCGUGAUGUGGGAGUCCGCCUCGCAGGACAUCUUAAACAAGAGCGCGGCCAUCCGCGAGGAAUACCGCAAGGCUUUGGCGUCUUUCGGUGCUGAGCCCUCGCCUUUCCCAGAGUACUCCGAAGGUGGCGCGUCAGGGCUGCUCGAUUGGCUGUUGGGUGAGUUUGAGGACUUGGGUCGGAUUUUGGCUAGCGUGUCGGACAACACUGCAGUAAUGACUUGUGAAAGUGUCAUGGCUGUUUUGGCUUGCGAAGGUUGCCGUGAGCUGGAAACAAUUGGCGUGCGGGAUUAUGCCUUUCCAGAUUAUGCUGAGCUUGAGGAAGAGAUUGCGAAGGUUCAGCCUGUUAAAAAGGCUUUCCUUCGUAAAUUUUGGAAGCUUUCUGGUCGGCAAGUGGUUCAGGAGGCUGCGCGACGGAGACUAGAAGAGGCAAGACGUGCUCGCGAAGCCGCGAAGGAUGUUGUGGAGGAAGGUGCUCGUCUUGAGGACAUCGCGGGAGGGUCUGUGGCUGGCGGAUGCUCCGGGGCUCUAAACGAGAGUGAUGCUUCUCAGGUUUAGAGCCGCGACAACUUUGGUUAGGGGUUUUUGUGUGGUGGGGAGAGAUCCAGCCUUGUAUAGUAACUCACUCGUUUCUUGAUUAGGCAAUCGUGCCUGCCAACCAUGCUCUUUAUGCUCGACCACUGCGUAUCCAUGGCGGAGGUGUUAUCGUGAGCGGGACGGAUUGGGAACGCUUUAGUUUUGCUAAUCCAGGUGCUAGUGUCGCUGAAUUCUUGAGGUGGUUUGAUGGUAGCCUCGUUUAGUACUUGGAUUCGUGGAUGCCUGACUUUGUAUUGGAUCUGAUUCAUCCUUUGAGAUGGCUUUAGCUUAUAUGUGUUUCAUCCUUCGUGGUGGCUCUUGUUUUGGAACUGUUCCAUCCUUCGAGAUGGCUUUAGUUUAUAUGUGUUCCAUCCUUCGUGGUGGCUCUUGUUUUGGAACUGUUCCAUCCUUCGUGAUGGCUUUUGUAGAUCUCCGGAGGGAUAAGAGCUUUUUAUUUCGAAAGCGU
Panicum virgatum (switchgrass) is the source of this 4045-nucleotide messenger RNA. RefSeq lists its product as uncharacterized. The transcript has 2 exons. The coding region runs from base 2593 to 3561 and encodes 322 amino acids. Lineage: Eukaryota; Viridiplantae; Streptophyta; Magnoliopsida; Poales; Poaceae. The record is from RefSeq and is a predicted model, not a curated record.